UAGCUGCUGCUUCUGCAAAAAUUGAUAGGGAUCCAAAUACAUAAGUUGUCUGCAUACAUGCCUUUCAAUGCUACACCCAACCCAAAUAGUGCCAACUACAGCCAACCUUUACUAUUGCAGUCAGCAGACAUGGAGGAUGGGAAGCCUGAUCUGCUGCUGGUCAAACAGGAGACGAUAGAAGACGGACCAGAGAGCAUUGACCUGCUGAGUGGACUAAAGAUGGGGGAGCAAGGUGGUUGGCUGGAGGCUAACAAGGGAGACUGGGUGGCCAUCUUGGAUUCCCAGACCAGUGCAGCCAAUGUCCAUGGUGAUGACAUCAGUGGAUGGGACAGCGUCCUCAACUCUGGGCUGGGGAACAACACUGUUAACCACAACCGGAAAUGGACAGUCAAACACAAAAUAAAAUCCGGAUUUAGUCUCCAUGACAACAGAUUGGCUGCGACCAGGACGAAGCAUAGAUUUGGUCUGCGGGGACGAGGAGGUGUCAGUAUGCAGCUGGAGAGAACAGACUCUGCUAGCGAUGCUCCGCCCUGCUCCUAUAGUUGUGAUUCAGAGAUACUGAUGGCACCUCAGGUUAACCCCCUAACAGGUGCUGCCUUCAGCCUGCCUUCUAUAGUAUCUAUCAACUGGAACAUGGACCCUGCAACAACCCAGACAUUCCCUGGCCUUCAUCCUCCUCACACCCCUCUAAUAAACCAGAUCUCAGACAAUGCCAGUGCCUUAACGGUAAAUGGCUACACAAGCCCAUUAACAAUUGACCGUAGUGGAGACAGUAAAGGUGGCGGCGCCAAAGAGAAGCGCUUCCCGUGUUCGUUCUGUGGGAAAGCCUUCAGUUUCCCCCAACAGGUGGCAAUCCACCAGAUGUUGCACAUGGGGGAGAAACCAUUCGGCUGCCACCUGUGCCGGGCCAGUUUCUCCCACUUGUCCAACCUAAAGAGGCACCAGAGGUUCCACACAGGGGAGAAAUCCUACAGCUGCCCCAGUGUGAGAAUAAGUUCUCCCACCAGCACCAGCUGAAGAUGCAUCUGAAGUUCCACAAGUGAGAGAGGCCAUUUGCCUGUACGCACUACAGGAAGAGGUUCUCAGAGAGGAGCUACCUCAGGAUACACCAACAGGAAAUGCACACGUCCCAUGAAUAGAGUAUAGUGACAUGUAUUAGUACUCGUUAGUAGUGACAUGUAUUAGUACUAGUUAGUUUGUAGUUAAUUCUGCUGGUUUUGGAUGUAGGAGGGAACUGGAUGAGGUGAACUGAGGAAAUAAUGAGUAUGAUGAAGCAGAAUAGAUGAUAUGGUGAUGGUGUCUGUAAAAAUGCUUCACCGAUGAAGUGUCAACUUUGUCCUGUUUGAUACUGGUGUUUUAUAGUGAGAUGAUGAUAGUGCCUUAAUUCAUGUUUAUUUGACAUAAAGUAGUGAAAAUG
Molecule: messenger RNA, 1417 nt
Organism: Oncorhynchus masou masou (cherry salmon)
Lineage: Eukaryota; Metazoa; Chordata; Actinopteri; Salmoniformes; Salmonidae
Product: zinc finger protein 629-like
Exons: 2
Coding region: 58-1017 (319 amino acids)
Source: RefSeq, a predicted model, not a curated record